Messenger RNA from Clonostachys rhizophaga, 885 nucleotides. The record is from the annotation of a GenBank genome assembly. Lineage: Eukaryota; Fungi; Ascomycota; Sordariomycetes; Hypocreales; Bionectriaceae.
AUGGAUCCAUACUCCGCCGAAGGUGAAUUGAUAAACAUUCACAACCAUUUCCUCCAGGGCCAGUUCCAGGAGGUUGUGGAUUUCGACACAUCGUCGUUCUCCGAUGACAAUGCCCUUCCCGCCCGCAUCCUCCAACUAAGAGCACGCAUUGCUCUCGGCCAGGGCCAGGAGGUUCUAGGCGAAGUCAAGGGCGCAAAGGAACCCGAACUUGAGGCUGUUGGAGCACUGGCCGAGCUUUCUCUCGGCAAGACAGACUCCGCUGUUAGCACAAUCGAGAAGUUGGCGGUGUCAGCUGCUGAUAAUGUGACGGUCGAGAUCUUCGGUGGCACAGUCCUCCAGGCUGCUGGAAAGACAGACGAUGCCCUGGCGCUUCUCUCGCAGCACUCAGGAAGCCUUGAUGCCGUUGCCCUCAUUAUCCAAAUCUACCUUUACCAGAACAGAACCGAUCUCGCUUUAAAAGAAGUCAGCGCAGCCCGGCGAUGGGCCCAGGACAGCCUCCUGGUCAACCUGGCAGAGUCCUGGGUCGGACUUCGAGUUGGCGGAGAGAAAUACCAACAGGCGUUCUACGUUUAUGAAGAGCUUGCUCAGGCACCUUCCACCUCGUCGAUAUAUAGCCUUGUUUCCCAAGCAGUGUGCGAGCUGCAUCUUGGUCGUGCCGAAGAGUCCCAGGCCGCUCUGGAAGAAGCUUUGAAGAAGGACCCCACCUACGCCGAAGCGAUUGCGAACCUGCUUGUCCUCAAGGCCGUAACUGGCCAGGAUACCUCAGAACUAACCGAAUCAUUGGCGAAGGUCGCCCCCAAGCACGAUUUCUUGACGACCCUGGAGGAAAAGAGUGACCUAUUUGACAAGGCGGCGGCAAAGUACAAGGCAAAAGUUUCUGCGUAA